Hyphopichia burtonii NRRL Y-1933 is the source of this 1672-nucleotide messenger RNA. RefSeq names its product cysteine proteinase. Lineage: Eukaryota; Fungi; Ascomycota; Pichiomycetes; Serinales; Debaryomycetaceae. The record is from RefSeq and is a predicted model, not a curated record. Gene Ontology annotation, molecular function: cysteine-type deubiquitinase activity; zinc ion binding. The transcript has a single exon. Bases 40 to 1575 code for a protein of 511 amino acids. Gene Ontology annotation, biological process: protein deubiquitination.
ACAUCUCUAUCUUCGAUAAUAGAUUGUUACAAUUGGAACAUGUCAAACCCUGAGAGGCCUAUCAAGAAGCAGAAGGUUGCUCACGAGCCCCAGUCACAGUCUGCUCCUCGAUUGGGAUCUGAUUCUGACUCCGAUGAAGAGCUUCCCUCAUAUAUGCAGCAAAAAACGAACUCUACCUCGAACUCAAGAAACACUUUCAUUUACUUAGACACCAUUAAUCGUAACUUGCUAGAUUUCGAUUUUGAAAAAAUGUGUCUGAUUUCCCUAGCAACAAAUUUUGUUUACGGUUGUUUGGUCUGUGGGAAAUAUUUCCAAGGGAGAUCACCCGGUUCCCAUGCUUACAACCAUGCAAUUAAUGAAAACCACCAUAUAUUCGUCAAUCUCGAAACUACAAACUUUUAUAUAUUACCUGACAAUUACCAAAUUCAAAAUGACGAAAUUUUGAAGUAUUUAUCUGAUAUAAAGUUAUUAAUUAGUCCUCAAUACACCAAAGACGAUAUUAAGAAUCUUUCCCAUAUCGCAACUGCCAAAGAUCUUAAUAACAAACCUUAUCAUGUUGGGUAUAUUGGCUUGAACAACAUUUCGAGUAAUGAUUAUUCCAAUGUCAUAUUACAAUUACUAGUCCAUAUUCCAGAAAUUCGGAACUUUUAUUUAAGUCUUUCAUUACCGGAGUCUGAAGAUAUGAAGGACAAAAUAAACCGUAAAUCUAUAUUGCAUGAAAAACUUGGUCUAUUUGUUAGAAAGAUCUGGUCUUCUCACUUGUUUAAACCUCAUAUAUCACCACAUGAGCUUUUACAAUUCAUAUCAUUAUUAAGUCAAAAAAAAUUCACUAUCAACGAGCAGAGGCUGCCGAAGGCUUUUUUGGUAUGGCUUCUAAAUCAAUUACAUCUUCAAUUGGUUAAAGCUACAAAAAAAAGUAAAACAGUGCUUUCAGAAACUUUCCAAGGUAACAUAGAAAUCAAAACAACAACGUUAAUUGCUAACGAUAACAAGGAUACUAAGAAAGUUGAUUUUGUCCUAGAUACAGCUUCAACAAAACUGAUAAAACUGAAGUUUUGGCUCUUAUCACUCCAAUUACCAGAUACGUCACUACUUGCAAACUCCGGGUUGUUAAAUCGAAAUGGAGAUGAUACUGGUCAACUUCCACAAAUAUCUUUAUUGGAACUUUUAGAGAAAUAUAAUGGUGAGAGCACUCAUCAAACUUCACCUUCAGAAGUAAAACAAUAUAAAUUGUUGCAGCCAUUGCCAAAGUACAUUUUAAUUCAUGUUGAUCGUGGUUUAGAAGAAGGCUCUAGAGGGAGUCCGAUGGUUGUUAAAUACCCAGAGAUAAUAAAUAUGGCACCAUACGUUGCAGGCGCUAAUGGAGAAUUGAAUUAUAAACUAGCUGGUAAUAUUACUCAUCAACUAGUUAAUGGGCAAAAAUUAGACCGCUCUGAUGAUAAGCAUCAAUGGUCGAUAAGCUUGCCUAAGACUAGUGAUAAUUGGGUUACAAUCAAUAACUUACAAAUUGAUACCUGUGAAAGAGAAUUGUUAUUCUUAAAAGAAAGCUAUAUACAAUUAUGGGUUCAAUGCUAAAAGUCUUUACUAAUAACAUUGUAAGAAUGAUCAAUGAUACCUUCGAAUUUUUUUUGAGUAAGUACUUUAUAAAUUUGAGUAUCCUUACCCAAUACCU